UCAGCUUCUGAGAGAGUUCGGAAGUCGGAAUUACAACAAGCACAGACUGACAGACCCACAAACUCUGGAUCCAUCCAUCCAUCGCCUCUUCCAGUCUUCCAGUCUUCCAGUCUUCCCUCGGCCGGUGAGCCACGUCCAAGUCCCUAGGAGACACCCUCAACCCCCUGACACACAUCCUGCCACACCCGAGCCCGGCCCUUCAGUCCCCCACCGACGGGCGGGAUUGGUGACCACGCCAGCCCCCGCCCCCGGUCUCCAUUGGGGGUGGAGCGUGAGUCAAUGAGUGAGUAGCCCGACUCGACUCAGCCACUCAUCCGCCCACCGCCUUCACGCCCCUGAGCGCGGGCGGACCUGGACUGGCUAGGGCCAUCCGCCAUCCGCCAUCCGCCAUCGAUCCACGCCGGCCGGGCCAGCCUCCCCACCCUCCCCCAUGGAACCGGUCGGGCCCACCACUUCGGAGUCGGCCGGGCCCGACCCCGGUACGCCUAGCCCUACGUUGGCCGUAGCCUGCCCGGCUACCAGGCCCGCCGCCACGCCCACCGAUCGGUUAGCCCGCACCUGGGAGCGGCUCAAAGGUCCAUCAAGUGCGCCGGCCUGGGAGACGCCCACUUCGGGCCUGGAUCCGGCCGCUUCCAUUCUGAGUAGCAGUCUGCCUUCGGACCCCACCCCAUCCGACGACCCGCUCAGCCCUCAUGUUCACCCGGACCAUUCGGCCGCGGGCGUUCAAUUCAAUCUGAAAGAACCCUCGCCCAUCAAGGAAGCCCUGCUGACCAAAUUCGCCAAACUCGCGCCCACGGGGCCCCAUUCGCCCCAUUCGUUGCUCAACGAGUCCCGGGAUCCCCGUGAGACCUCGCCCGCCCCGGCCUCUGCGGUGGGUCCGUCGGCGGGCCCGCCUUCGUGGUUGAAUCAGGUCAAAGGUCGCAUCGCCAAAACCGUCGAAGAACGCUACGCCGUAUAUAAAACCGAGAAGGAACACAGGAAGACCUCGGGUUCGACGCUGGUCACGUCCACGCCCGUCAAAUUGUCCCAGGUCGGGACUAGUCAAAGUCUAGAUCUGUCAGAUGACGACGAUCCCGAGGCUCCCGGGCGGUCUCAGGCCCAGACGUUGAGUCGCACCAAUUCGGCCUCCCAUGAGGAAUGUCACCGAUUGAGCCUAGAACGGGACCCUUUGAGCAGCUUGCCGCAUUCGAUGUCCGCCCAGCAAAUGACCUUUGCCUCGUUGCCCCCGGAACUGAACAACCUUAAGGCUACUGACGGCGAUCUACCUCAUGUGAGUUUAACCCACGGCCCGACUGAGCCGACUGAUGAAGAACGAACACCUGUGGCUGUCGCUGAGCCCGCCCCUGCCCGACGAAAAUUUACCUUCUCGUCGUUUUUGGAGAAACGAGCCAAAGACGAGAACCCGAGCCAAAGCAGUCGAGCCGAAUCCGUACCGCCCAUGCCCAUCCCUACCACCAGCGCUAAUCAGGAAAAAACUACCGCUACCGCCUUGGCGUCGCCUUCAGAAGCUAGUGGAUCUUCAGCUGCCGCCACGCCCACCCGUACCUCGUCUUUGCGAUUGCGUAUGAUGGGCUUGAUGGGCAAGGCGCCUUCGUCGGCCAAUCACCACAAUGGCAAGGACAUCCCCGUGUCUCUCCGAGAUCUGAAUAAUCCGAACGUGGAAGACCCAUUCGCCGGUAUCACGGACCUCUCCCCGGACACCGAGGCCGAUCUCUCAUUCGCCAGUACGAGCGGUCUUGGACACGAUCACCUCGAUGACUUCGAGGCCGUCGAGACCGCCAUGGAAGCAGAUGAGAUGUUGGUUUUCGAUCCAUCGCUCCCUGAAUCCCUUCAAAGUGAGGACGAAAUCCUCCCCGACGACGAACCGGAUGCUCAAAACGACUCGAGACCAGAGCAUCCAGGCCUAACGAGUCUCUUGAGCCAUUAUUGGUGGGUCGCCUCGCUCCCCAUUUGCAUUUUGGCGUUGCUUCAGUUGCUGCCCUUUCCCUCGUGGCUCAUUGGGUUUAUCACCGGGUUCCUGAUCGCCUUGCCCAUUGCGGCGUACGUGAUGUGGACGCAGUUUAUCGAGCCUCGAUUGCCACCCAGGACCAAAUUCAUCGAGAACGUGAGGAAGAGAGUGCCCAAACAGCAGGCCAUCAUUGUCCAGGAAGAAUUAGAUCGAAAAUACAUUUGGAUGAAUCUGUGGCCUCCCAAAAAUGGGCCCUAUGAUCCAUUGACGUAUGAUGUGAGGCGAACCAUGAGCGUCAGAGUCAUGCUUCACGGCCCCUGGAUUGAGCUCAAAUUCCCCAAACGCAAUCUGCCUCUCCGAAGAAUGUAUGAUGACCAAGAACCGACCAAUAUGGUCUUCCUCGAUCAGAAAGAGAUCAUCGAUCUCACCAAUUGUGCCAUCGAUCUCAUUCCCGAGAACCUGCCUAGUAAAAGGAUUUGGAGUAAGAAAUAUCCGAUUCGGAUCCGAACCAACCAACGAAAGCCACCGACAGAUUUAGAGACUUCUCAAGAGAUUGAGAAGCCGGAUUCCACUCAGAACGACCCUGCUCUUUUCAAGGAUGAUGGACUGACUUUGGGCGAAGACGAGCCUGACCAAGAGGAACGCGAAGAAAUGAUGUUUGAUGCAGUGGGCGAUGUGGACGAUUAUGAUAAGAGCGAGCGUCGCGAGGACUUGACCAACGAUGAGCCCGAUAUCCAAAGCUCGUUCGUGUUGGUCCAAAACGAGCGAUUCAAGACCUUCUAUCUGUUCACGAGAACUAGUCGUGAGAAGGAAGAGUGGUUCAAUCGAUUCAUGGUGGGAGCGCGAUUCAUGCAGGAUUGGAAUCACCAAAACCCGCCCAGGGAGCGCCAAAUCAACCCCGACCAACAUUACCUCACGUUCAAAGUCAGGGAGCAACGCUUCAAAAUCUUCAUGGAAAAUUACUUCCAGGCGAGGCACAUGGAAGGAGCCGAGCGAGUCCAUAAUCUGACCAAAAACGAUCCCGAGAAGCAACAAGUCGCCAAGGAACAAGUGGCAGUUCUUAAUAUUUUCGGGGGCCGACUCUGGUAUGACCUUCACAACAACCAGGGCUUCAUCGAUCUACUCCGAGAGAAGAUCACUCGCAAAUUGCUGAAAGUCAAGAUCGCUCAAUACUUCCGGGAUGUGAGUGUCACCACUCUGGAUAUGGGACAACGACUUCCUCAAAUUUUAAGCGCUUCACUCCCUUGGCAAGACGAAAACGGCCUUUGGGUAGACUUUGAUAUCGAAUACCAAGGGAUCUGUCAAGCCACGGUCGAGACCAAUGGGAUUCGAUUACCUGGCAAAGAUGAACCCGACCGGGAAGCCGCCGAGCUUCUCAUCAAGCGACCGGCUGCCACCAUGGAUAGCGACGAAGAGGACUCGGCCGAAGAAGACGAUGAUUUGCCCGAUCUUCCCGAGAACACCGAGAUUUGCACGGUAGGAUCGCCCUCCGAUCACCAGCAAGUUCAUGGGGCCACAUUCAAGACCCGGAUGUUGGAGAAUCUCCUCAAAUCGGACUUCGUGGCCAAGAUGGCCACUUCCGAGUGGGUCAAGAAGAAUAUCACCGAACGCAACAUCACCCUUCAGUUGCAGCUCCAUUCGCUCAAAGGAACGCUCACUUUGAAUUUCCCCCCUGCGCCAUCGGAUCGAGUCUGGUAUGGUUUCCGAACCCCGCCAGACUUGGAAAUUGCACUCCGGCCUUGUUUUGGCGGGAAAGGCUUGGGCAAAUACGAAACGACGUUCUCGUCCGUGAUGAGACAGUUGGAAAAUAGGCUCAAACAGGAAUUCAUGAAGGUCCUGGUUUACCCCAAUCUUGACGACGAGGUGUUACCAUUCCUCGACCACGUGGACUACUCCCUCAAUAAUUGAGGUGGGCCUCGAAGCAUAGUUAUUACCUUAGUUAAUAUCAUUAUUGUCGUUGUUAUUGUGAAGGAUCAUGAUUAAGAGUAUUCUGGAACAUGGAAGGCACAAUUCCAUCUGUGAUGAUCCAGGCACAAACCGAUGAGAACUCUCCUUGUCUCUCGUCUCUAAGUCUGUCGGUUCAACCGAUGCAUUCGCUCUAUUUGUCAUAUUUUGCAUUCUACUUUUAGUCCUAUUUCGAUCUAUCUUUUUUCCUUCAAUUGCUACCAAGUUACAUCUUUCCUCUUGCCACCAUGCAACCAUUCUAUCAAGUAAGAAAACGAACUUUUCGGGGAGCAAUCUUGUUUCCCAGUGAUAUGAAAUGUCUGUGAACCAGGAAAUUAUCAUUAAUGCACCUAAUACAACGAUGAUUAAUUGCCACCAUCAGCUCCCAAGCCAAAGAAAUUAAGGAACACGUCAAUAAAUAAAUAGAAACAUCAGAUAA
Molecule: messenger RNA, 4331 nt
Organism: Tigriopus californicus
Lineage: Eukaryota; Metazoa; Arthropoda; Copepoda; Harpacticoida; Harpacticidae
Product: testis-expressed protein 2-like
Exons: 8
Coding region: 431-3856 (1141 amino acids)
Cellular component (GO): endoplasmic reticulum
Molecular function (GO): lipid binding
Source: RefSeq, a predicted model, not a curated record